Messenger RNA from Lolium perenne, 1762 nucleotides. RefSeq lists its product as uncharacterized. The record is from RefSeq and is a predicted model, not a curated record. Lineage: Eukaryota; Viridiplantae; Streptophyta; Magnoliopsida; Poales; Poaceae.
CGUUUGGGCAGAAACUUGUUUUUGAUCAAAAGCUCCCGAAGUAUUGAAUAAUUCUUGCUGUCGCCAAUCUUCUUUUUAUUUUUCUUGUCGACAUUCUUCCCUUAAUCAAAUUUACUUCAUCCUUGACGAGUAGUCAUGAUUUUUCUGCCCUGUGGGUCCAUUGCUCCCACCACGUUGACACGUCGUGUAAGUGGGGGACACACGUCCUCCACUUUUUCUGGCGCACGUACGGUAACGCCUAUCUCAGUAAAAAUACCUUUUUACCCUUGUUUCUAGAAGAUCUAUUCUCACCACACGAUUUCUCCAUCCAACGGCACGCUGCUUCACCCGAUUCUUAUAUAAACCUUUCUUCAACCUCCGUUCAUCCCCUCGCUUGCGCCGCUCAUCUGUUCCCCUUCGCAAAACUUCUCCUGCGCCCGAAUCUCUCCAAGCUUCCGCACUCACAGACCUUACUCUGCCCAUUGCCGUUGAUGCCACCGCGCACGCGACUCACUCGCCACAGCACUCCGGAAUCCAAGAUGGCUGCCGAGGAUCUUGAGUGGGAGAGAUCCAAAAUCUCCAACCAGGACACCAACAUGCUGAAGAGGCUUGGCCUCAUGAAGAAGGAGGACGCCAUCCGCUUCCCCAGCGAAGAAAGCUACCCCAAGCCUCCAAUGGAGUAUCGGGUUAGUUUUGUUGAUCACUUAAUCCGCGGCCUUUCGACCCCAAUCCACGAUUUCCUCCGCGGCCUUCUUUUCGUUUAUGGGAUUCAACUGCAUCAGUUGACCCCUAAUUCCAUCCUUCACAUUUCUAUUUUCAUCACGCUUUGCGAAUGUUUCCUCGGAAUCCCUCCCAAUUGGGCUCUGUGGAAACGCAUUUUCUGCCUCCGCCGCAAUGGCUCCCACAACGUCACUUAUAACAUAGGUGGCGUUGUUAUCUGUGUUCGUACUGAUGUCGAUUAUUUCGACGUCAAAUUUCCUGAUUCUGUCCAAGGAUGGCGCAAAAAGUGGCUCUACAUUCACGAAGAAAGCGCCAACUCCGUUGAACACAACAUAGUUCCUUUCGACGGAAGUGCCAGAAUCCAGCGCCGCCGCUCCUGGGAUGCCGAAGUUUCUGAAGAAGAGAAAAAGGCGACAGAGGCACUCAUGUCUCGUAUCCAUCAGCUACAAAACACUCGAGGCAAAGAGCUGUCUGGUGUUCAAAUCACUGCCUACUUCCUUAGGAUUAGGGUGCAGCCUCUUCAGGCUCGCAAAAAUCCCCUCUGGACGUAUUCUGGUGAAAACGACGCCAAUAGAAUCUCCGACGAUCUUUCUGCAAAGGACUUGGAGAAGUUGAUCCGAAGAGUUUCCCGCUUGGCCAAAAAGGAUCCUAUUCCUUCCGCUUGUCGCGUGGAACCAUACAGCUCCGCCAAUCCUCUCCCCGAGAACCAUCCUACUAUGACUUCCCUUCCUCCUCUUCCUGAGGAUGGAGAAGUCGAAGAACGGGGCAUCGUUGCCGAAGAUACCCCAGGUUCUUCUAUUCCUGAAAGUGAAGUCGCGGGUUCCCACAAAUCUGCGGCUUCCCAUGAAAAGGAAAUUGAAUCUGAGGCCAGUGAAUCGACGCAAUCCCUUCCUCCUGCAGUUUCCCCAAAGAACAAAAGGAAAAGGCAUGAUGCCGAGGAUUCUGGCACUUCUAAGGCUGAAGAAGCUGGUCCUUCUAAUCCGAAGGCAGCUUACGAUCCUUAUGUUGAAUCCCUCAUCAGCUCGUAAGUCACCUAUCUCGCUAUAUUUUUGUACUCGAAAUA